Messenger RNA from Sardina pilchardus (European sardine), 9287 nucleotides. It is a transcript of the gene plxnb3, whose product is annotated as plexin B3. Gene Ontology annotation, molecular function: semaphorin receptor activity; protein binding. Gene Ontology annotation, biological process: regulation of cell migration; semaphorin-plexin signaling pathway involved in axon guidance. Bases 196 to 6048 code for a protein of 1950 amino acids. NCBI's taxonomy places the organism in Eukaryota, Metazoa, Chordata, Actinopteri, Clupeiformes, Clupeidae. The record is from RefSeq and is a predicted model, not a curated record. Gene Ontology annotation, cellular component: plasma membrane; semaphorin receptor complex. The transcript is spliced from 36 exons.
UACCCUACUCGGGGAAUUAGAAGCCUCUGGAUAGCACUUCAGUUUUGGGGCGGGGGUGAUAGACCUGAACUCUGACAGACAUCAUUUGGAAAUUCAAUGUAGGCUAAGCGAUACAGAGGAUAGUUGCGUGAAGUGCAUUUUCCCGUGGAUAACACCCAGCGCAUCGAUAACUGCGCGAGCAGGUAAGGGGGUGCCAUGCCAGCUCCUGCUCCCCCGUCGCCUCCCCCCCUCGCCAUCUGGUGGAGGCCCCUCUCUCUGCUCCUGCUCCCGCUGCUGCUGCUGCUGCUGCUGUCGCCCCCGACGACCACGGCCGCACCUGAUCCCGCCCCUGCCUCCUCCUCCUCCUCCUCUUCCUCCUCCCCCUCCUCCUCCCCCGGCGGUCCGUCGGCCCUCCAGACCCGCUCGGCCACCCUCAACGCCGGCGCGCCCCUCAACCACCUGCUGCUGGACCGCCGCUCGGGCCAGGUGUACGUGGGCGGCGUCAACGCCCUGUACCACCUGUCGGCCGACCUGCGGCCGCUCUCCCAGGGCCAGACCGGCCCGCGGCUGGACAGCCCCGACUGCCUGCCGCCCAUCGACCCCAAGGACUGCACGCAGGCGCGCCAGACCAACAACGCCAACCAGAUCCUGCUGCUGCAGGACGGCGAGGACGAGCCGCUCGAGGAGGAGGAGACAGUAGGGGGCGACGCGGAGCGGCGAACGCGCUGGCGCAGCCUGAUCGUGUGCGGCACGGCGCUGCAGGGCAUCUGCGAGAAGCGCAGCCUGGCGGACGUGGGCCGCGUGCUCUACAACACCUCCAACCCCGUGGACACGCAGUACGUGGCGGCCAACGACCCGCGCGUCUCCACCGUGGGCGUCCUCGUCCAGCCGCCGCCGUCGCCGUCGCAGCCCCAGCAGCACGGCCCGGCGCCCCUCAUGCUGGUGGGCCGCGGGUACACGAGCAAAGGGCCCGGCGGCAUCCCGCCCAUCACCACGCGCCGCCUGCUGCCCAGCCCGCACCACUCCAUCCCGGCCUUCUCGCACGAGGAGCUGGGCAAGCUGGUGGUGGGCACCUAUUCCGAGUACAACAACCACUUUGUGGCGGCGCUGCGCCACGAGCGCCACGUCUACUUCCUGCUGUCGCGCCGCGACGUCUGGGGCUCCAAGGAGUACCGCACGUACGUGUCGCGCCUCUGCACCGACGACCCCAGCUUCUACUCCUACGUGGAGCUGCCGCUGGCCUGCGCCGGCGGCUACAACCUCGCGCAGGCCGCCGCCCUGGGCGCGCGCCGCGGACGCCCGGCGCUCUUCGUGGCCAUGGCGGCCGGCCAGGCGUCCACCCCCAUCCCCACCGGCCGCUCGGCGCUGUGCGUCUACGACAUGGAGCGGCUGGACAGGGCCCUGAAGACGGCGCAGGAGCUGUGCUACACCCAGGAGGGCCGCGGCCCCACCAACCAGGAGGAGGCCUACAUCGAGUACGAGGUGUCCUCCAAGUGCCUGCGUCUGGCCCAGUCCUCAGUGACCGAGUACCCCUGUGGGGGGGAACACACCCCCAGCCCCAUUGCCAGCGCUGUGCCCCUGGUUGCUGACCCCGCCCUGACCCGCAACACCCAACUCACUGCUGUCGCUACGGCUACCGAGGCCGGACACACCAUCGCUCUGCUCGGAGACAAGGCGGGGCGCCUGCAUAAGGUGUUCCUGCAGGCGAACGGCACGGGUACCCUUUACGACUCGGUGACUGUGGACGAGAGGAGCACCAUCAACGCUGACCUCCUGCUGGACUCGGCUGGACAGAGCAUCUAUGUCCUGACGGAGAGAAAAGUCACCAGGCUGCCGGUGGCGCAGUGCUCCCGCCACACAGACUGCCAGUCCUGUCUGUCCGUCAGAGAUCCCUACUGCGGCUGGUGUGUGCUGGAGGGCAGGUGUUCCCGUAAGCUGGAGUGCCAGCGCCACUCCCAGUCCAACCACUGGCUGUGGAGCUACCACCAAGGCCAGCAGUGCGUGUCCGUGCAGAGUCUGGUGCCGUCCAGCCAGAGUCGAGAGGAACAGACGCAGGUGUCUUUCACUGUGGCCCAGCUCCCCAUGCUGUCAGGAGAUGAGUCGCUCGCCUGCUCUUUUGGAGGCCUUCCCUCCCAGUCUGCCGUUGUCAUGGAGAACAGGAUCACCUGUCAGUCACCCAAACCGGAGCUCCUCCCCCCAAGCCCUCCAGGCAGCGAUCACAUGGCUCUCAGAGUGUCCCUGAUGUUUGGCGACGUGACCAUCGCACACACAAACCUCACCUUCUAUGACUGCAGAGCCGUGGGUCGGCUCAAUGCCACCUCCCCGUGUAUGGCGUGUGUGGGAAGCAGGUGGCCGUGUCACUGGUGUGCCCUGGAUGAGGUGUGCACUCACCAGAGGAGCUGCCCACGCCAGCCCAUCAUAUACAACGCUGGGGAGGAUUCCUCUCCGCGGGGUAUGGACUCGUGUCCGUGUGUGUGGGCUCUUCAAGGCUCUUCUCUGGUGCCAGUGGGCUUUGAUAAGGAGCUCUACCUGCUGGGGAAGAACCUGGACAUGUUUGAGGACGAGGAGGAUUACAUGUGCGUGGUGGAGAUCGAGGGCAGGUCGCUGAUGCUGCCCGCCACACUCAUCCGAGGGGAGAAGCAGAUGCACACCUUUAAGUGCUCGGCUCAGCAGUAUCAGUACUCCGCGCAGCAGUUGGAGUACUCGGCUCCUGUGUACUUGCGGAGGGGGAAGCGGCGCAUCGACUCUGCACCCAGCAUACGGCUCCAACUCUACAACUGUUCGGUGGGCCAGGCGGACUGCAGCCAGUGUCGAGCGGUGGCCCCGGCGUACAGGUGUGUGUGGUGCGGAGGUGAGCGCCCGGGGUGCGUGUACAGCGACGCCUGCACCGACAGUCACGAGGACAGCUGCCCGCCCCCCCUCAUCACCAAGAUCCAGCCCACCACGGGGCCUCUGGAGGGGGGCAUCCACGUGACCAUCUGGGGGUCCAACCUGGGCCAGCGCUUCGAGGACAUCCAGCACGGCGUGACGGUGGCUGGGGUGAGGUGUGAACCGCUGCCUAAGGGCUACCUCAUAUCCACCAGGAUUGUGUGUGAGCUGCAACCCAGCAGACAGAUUAAAGGACCUGUCGUGAUCACUGUGGGAGAUUCUCCACCAGGACGGUCACUGCAGUCAUUCACUUAUCAAGAUCCUCAGCUGAUGGGCAUUGAGCCCGAUAAGGGCCCAGUGUCCGGUGGCACACGUCUGACCAUAAAGGGCUCCCACCUGCUGACUGGACAGAGGAGUGACCUGAAGGCCUUCAUCGGACAGCAGCCCUGUUACAUAGUGGAAGAGGUCAAUGACACCCAGCUAGUGUGCCGCACCAGCCGUGCUAACCACACCUCCGAGCUCACGGUCCGCGUUCUGUUCGGCAAGGCGGAGAGGACGGUGGGAAACGCGGUCUUCCGCUAUUUACAGGACCCCAUCAUUACGGACGCUUCCCCCGCCGAGAGCUUCUACGGGGGCGGACGGGAGAUCACAGUGAGAGGGGAGAACUUUGACAUCAUCCAGCAGCCAAUGAUGUCCAUGUGGGUGGAGCCAGUGGGGAACUUCCUGGUGCGGAGGAGGCGACACAUGUCUCCCAGCGGACCCCAUGUGGCCUUCAACAGUAGCAUGAUAAAGAAACAGGAGCGCUGUGAGGACGUGAUCUCAGACCGGAUGACCUGCCUGACCCCAGCCGUUCCUAUCGACUGGAGGGUGGUGAGCGCAUGGUUCGAGCUGGACAACCUGCAGGUGGACUUUGAGAGCAUCACAGGGAAGAAGUUCACCUACCACCCUGACCCAGAGCUCCACGCCCUCAACUUUCACACCCCUGACACUCCCUACCGAUUCAAACCGGGGGCGGUGAUUGCUGUAGAGGGUAAAGACCUGAUGCUGGCCAUGACCCGUGAAGAGGUGGUGGCCAAGCUGGGGGACCAGCUGUGUGAGGUGAAGACUCUGGACAGCACACACCUGUACUGCGAACCACCCGAGGAGCAGCCACUCAGCACAGACCCAGAGUCAGAGUUACCCAGUCUCCAUGUUUGGAUGGGGAAUCUGAGGUUUGACCUGGGCCCAGUGCAGUACGACACAGAUGACCCGUCCCCCGUGCCCCUAGCGGCCCAGGUGGGCCUGGCAGCCAGCGCUGCUGUGGUGGUGCUCAUCGUGCUGGUCAUCAUCCUCAUGUACAGGAGGAAGAGCAAGCAGGCCCUGCGAGACUACAAGAAGGUUCUGGUCCAGUUGGAGACGCUGGAGAUCAACGUCGGCGAUCAGUGCCGGAAGGAGUUCACAGACCUGAUGACGGAGAUGAUGGACCUGAGCAGUGACGUGGGGGGGCCGGGAAUCCCCCUGCUGGACUACCGCAUGUAUGCCGAGCGCAUCUUCUUCCCCGGCCAGAAGGGGGCGCCCCUGAGCCAGAACCUGGACCUGCCCGACUCGCGGCGGCAGACGGUGGAGCAGGGCCUGGCCCAGCUCAACAACCUGCUCAACAACAGGCUCUUCCUCACCCGGUUCAUCCACACGCUGGAGGCCCAGCAGAGCUUCUCUCAGCGCGACCGCGGCUACGUGGCCUCGCUGCUCACCAUGGCGUUGCACGACAAGCUGGAGUACUUCACCGACGUCAUGAAGACGCUGCUGGGCGACCUGGUGCAGCAGUACGUGGACAAGAACCCCAAGCUCAUGCUGCGCAGGACGGAGACCGUGGUGGAGAAGAUGCUGACCAACUGGAUGUCCAUUUGCCUCUACUCCUUCCUCAAGGAGGUGGCCGGAGAGCCUCUCUACAUGCUGUACAGGGCCAUUAAGUACCAGGUGGACAAAGGGCCGGUGGAUGUGGUGACAGGCAAAGCCAAACGCACACUAAAUGACAGCCAUCUCCUGAGGGAGGACAUCGACUACACUUCCAUGACUCUGACGGUGAUGGUGAAGAGUGGGGUCGAGGUGCAGCCCUGCCCGGUGAAGGUGUUGGACCUCGACACCAUCACCCAGGUGAAGGACAAGAUCCUGGACCAGCUCUACAAAGGGAUGCCCUACUCACAGAGACCCCAAGCAGACUCCCUGGAUCUGGAAUGGAGGGCCGGGCAGGCGGGUCACUUGACCCUGUCAGACGAUGAUGUGACCGCCGUCAUUCAGGGCCGAUGGAAGAGGAUCAACACCCUGCAGCACUACAAGGUCCCAGAUUUAGCCACAGUAGCACUCAUCCCUCGCUCUCAGAGCUCCGUUGUCAUGGGCAUCAAUCAGGUCUACCAGACUGGGGAAAAGACCCCCAUGCUGGAGGGGGAGGAGGAGGAGGGCCAGCGGCUGUGGCACCUGGUCAAGUCCAGCGAGGACCCCGAGAUCCCCAAACACCGCAAGAGCAGCAUGAGGGAGAGAGAGAGGGCCAAAGCCAUCCCCGAGAUCUACCUCACACGCCUGCUCUCCAUGAAGGGCACCCUGCAGAAGUUUGUGGACGAUGUGUUUGUGGCCAUCCUCAGCACCAAGCGGCCACCGCCUAUCGCCGUCAGGUUCUUCUUCGACUUCCUGGACGACAUGGCAGAGAAGCACGGCAUCGACGACCCAGAGACGGUUCAUAUCUGGAAAACGAACAGCCUGCCUCUGAGGUUCUGGGUUAACAUCCUGAAGAACCCGCAGUUUGUGUUUGACGUGCAGGUCACCGACAGCGUGGACGCUGUGCUGUCCGUCAUUGCGCAGACCUUCAUCGACUCCUGCACUACUUCCGAGCACAAAGUGGGACGGGACUCUCCAGUGAAUAAGCUGCUGUACGCCAGGGAGAUUCCCAGGUACAAGCAGCUGGUGGAGAGGUAUUACAGUGACAUUCACAGUUCUGGGUCAGGCUGCUACCAGGAGAUGAACUCUACGCUCACUGAGCUAUCAGGAAGCUUUGCGUCUGAAAUGAACAAUCUGGUGGCCCUGCACGAGCUCUACAAGUACAUCAACAAGUACUACGACCAGAUUAUCAUGUCGCUGGAGGAGGACGCAGCAGGACAGAAGAUGCAGUUGGCCUACCGGCUCCAGCAGGUCGCUGCGCUGGUGGAGAACAAAGUCACUGACCUGUGACACCCCCCCCCACCCUCAGAUGACCUUUGAACCUUGACUCUUAAACUUAAAACACUCGUGUCUGAACUGACGGAGUGGUUGACCCUGGGUAGGACCGGGAAGAUAAAGUCUGACCAAUGAACUGCCUGUCGAGCAAAAAAAGAAAUCCAAUCAACGGGCAAAAAAGCCAGCAGUUGAACCAAAACCAAAACUCCAAGCUUCUCGCCGCCUCCCGCCCAGACACGUGAUGCGCCUCUCGGCUCCAGGAUCUGUUCGGAGUGACGAGAGGGGAGGAAAAGGGAACGACGUGCAAAUACUGGGAAUAACAAAAAGAAAUGGACAAGACGUGGGAGCUGUACUAGAAGGACCAUUACAAUCCCACAGAGAUGCUCUGUGCUACUCUAUCUAUUGUGUGUCUUUUGCUUUGUGUUGCUUCAUUUAAAGUGUGUGUUGUUGUUUUUUUAUUAUCAGGAGAGUAUGUAUGUGUAAGGUGAGCUUGGCUAAUUCUUCCAUAAAUUAAUAUAUUGGAUAAAUGAAUAGUAGGGGUGGGGCGGGGGAGGCGUUAAGUAUUUAUUUGUGGUUGAAUACUCCCUCAUAAGCUCAAAUGAUGUGUUGCAGCCGAGGCAGGCUGGAGCGCGGCUACUGAUAUGUAAGGUGCCAAUGGCAAGUGGUGUUCAAGCAUAUAUGCCACUAAAAGAGCCAGUAUCUUACAUUUUAAAGAUGAAUAUCUUUUUAAACAGCUAUAUUCCUCAUCAUCUGAUGUGAAAGUUUGCUCUUUCCCUUGCAAUUGUCCCUUGAAUUCUGUGAAAAGCCAGCAUGGUUUCCCUAUGUACUUAAGACGGAGUUAUACACAUACAGUACCUUUGGAGAUAUUCAGAUUUAGAGUUGCCUCCGGAGUCUGACUUAUCAAAGACACCUCUAACCAGCCAUCGCCAUGGUAACUGAGCGCAAGUGCCAAAACAAGUGUUGUUUCCUCAUAUAGAUCACACUCUUUUUAAAAAAUACAAACAAGGAGGGUGUGUGUGUGUGUGUGUGUGUGAGUGGAUGUAUUUGUGCUUGUUUGUGUGGGUGUGUGCAUGUGUCAGGAGCCAUUCAAAUAGCAUUUCAUUGUCGAAAGGGGACAUAGCUCUUGUGGGGCCACAGGAUAAAGACUACUGAAGGAAGGUCUUUGCUAGAACUCUGACUGAGCUUAGAAUAACGUUGUACACUUCUGUCCGUAAAGCACCAUCUCCAAUGUGUUGCUCUGUAGUUUGCAAUCAGAAGCACUCCCAAAGCACAUUGGCCUUAGAGAAACAUUUGAGAUGACAAAGCACAAAGGAAUAGCAAUAAUUGUUUAGCAAAAAAACUAGGGAGACCCAAAUGAGAAUAUGGACUGUUUGGGCUUUGGGUGUUAAUUGAAUUUGGCAUAUCCAGGUGUCACUGGAGAGUAGGUUCUAAUGGAGUAGUGGUGAUCUUAUCAACUGAUGUUCAUCACAGUGAUGAUUUGAUUUUUUUUUUUUUUUUUCAUGAAAUCCAGUAAUGUGACUGGACAUGAAGCAGAGCUGACACUGAACACAAACUAACUUAUUUCCUGUAAAUAGGUCUUAUUUAUACAUAACCAAAAUGUGCCUUCUUUUUAACAUUUUUAACAACUACCAAGUAAAAAGUAUGAAAGCUUGACAUUUGCCAAAUGGGUAGAGAAAACAAACGCAGCGUGAGGAAGCAAGGAAGAAGCGCCUGCCAUUUCUUCUUUCUCUUUUUGGCUGCAUUUGUGAAGCGGAAGGCAAGAGCUGUCUGACGCGACACGCUUCUCCAAGGGUCCCUCGACGUCUGGAUUUGAAGGUGUUGAUUAGGCAUCUGGUCGAGGCAUCUGCCUCCUGAUCACAGCUUCAUUUCCUUCCCGUCUCAGUAUUGUUUCAGUGUUCACUGUAUUCACAAGAACGGAGCUGUCCGAGUCUCCAAACGCUUUUUUCAGGAUCACACUCAUGUUCAACUUGGUUCUUGUUCUAGGUGGUGGUGAUGAUACUAGUGUAUAGAGAUUAUUUUAGUAUUCACCAUUGAAUUGUAAACCUUUUGUGUAGUUUUUUUUUUGUUUUUUGUUGUUAUUGUUGUUUUUCUUUACCUUUAGCACUUUGUGUUUACAUUUUUGGUAAUCCUACCCCAUUAUAUACAUAUAUCUAUACAACUUCUUGAUGGUGUAUGUGACUUGAGUGAUCUUAAGGCCCCACGGCCUGUAUUGGUGUAACCUAUGUGUAAGUAGGCCAACAGGAACAUGAAAUCGCUGGUCAUGGCUCACUUUUUCACAGGAACUGGACAGAUGGCACAAGGUAAAAACUGCUGCGAGCUCCACAAAGCCUUGUGUGUUCCGCUGUCCAACUUGUUGUGUAUUUGCCUCUGUAUUUUGGCACAGCUAAAUUGUUCCGUUCAGGACGUUUUAUCUUGACUUUACAGCGCAGUUCAUUGCAUAACGAACUGGCCUUCAGACUUGUGGCACAGCAAUCUUGUGGGAAACGCAUCGCUCGUGUGUGCUUCUGUUUGUUCAGCUGUUUAAAAUCGAUGUCUAGCUCCUUUGGUGUAGUCUUAAUUACUGUAAUGUAGCAUAGCAAGUGCAUGCCUGUGAUUUGAUUGACUCAUUGGCUUCAAUAUAGCUGCUGUGUUUCUGAGCGCAUGAUGCUUGUGUCUCACAAGUUUUGCUGAGAGUGCGUAUGUGUGUGUGUGUGUGUGUGUGUGUGUGUGUGUGUGUGUGAUGUAUGUAAAAACCUCUUGUGCAUGACGGUGAAGCUUUUGGCAAACCUGUUUACUGACAAAUAUGUCUGAACAAUACUAUGUGCUCAGCAAUGAAUACCUUCUUUUAAGGCAUCCUGUAUCCUUGAUAUUCAUCCUGCAACCUGCACAGUUCUUUGAAGUUUAAUAUUCAAUAUAUCUGCCCUAAUGGACAAUUUUUUAUUAUUAUUAUUCUGUAACAUUUACAUAUGAAGUAACCUAAAACCUCUUGCCAAAUGCACACAUUUGACAAGGGAAAGGUCUGAAAUGUAAGGGGAUUUCAUAAAGUAAGCAGAACUAAAGGAAAAGUCAAGUGAGACCAUAGUCUUGUUUUACUCUUUUGUAUUUUCAUUGUGUAUAGUUUGCUAACAAUUAUGUAUAUGUGCCUGUAAAUAUUGUCCAGAGAAACAGUUUUUUUCCUUCUCAGAUAGAUUUACUCUCAAUUGAAGAGACAUUGGGAGCCAAAAUGAAGAAAUGAAAUGAAAUGGAAAUUUGUAUGGGGAAAAUAAAGAUAUAAU